AUGGGUCACCUGCUCUCGACGCCUUCCCUUCCUUCAGAGUCAGGUCUCACUCCAUUUCGGACGGAUGGCAAAGACCUACGAGAGGAUAUGGAGGAUGCUGUCAGCCGCGACAACCAGGUCAACGACAUCCUAGAUGACAUCAGAGACCUCAAAGAUCAAAUGAAGUCUGCACAGUCUCAGCUAGCGUAUCUCCUAUAUAGUGAGGCAGACCGGCAGCGAGCAGCUGUGGCAGGUAAACUGAUGGUAAAAAAUUGGUGGCAAUACAUGGAGACAAAUCAUCAGGGGAAAAGUUUGUUGAUGGAACACCGGGAGACAAUGAUCAACGCCAUAGCCAUCGAAGCGGGCAUCAACGAAAGGGACAUCGCGAGAUUCAAGUUCGAGCAUCGCAGGGGCAAACAACUCUCACCCUUCACCAUGGUUGAUACGGGAAACUAUGCCUUGAAACAACAAAUGCUGGAGUCAAUCAGCCAAAAGUAUGACAGAAAAGGAAUCAAAGAAUGGACCAACACGAAGCUGAGCCAGCUCCAAAGUGGAAGCAACAAGGACUCCGUGAACGGCAUGAUCAAAUUCGAACCAUGCAUCGCAGCGUUUGACCGUAUGCAGACAGAACCUCUCAAAGCCAUCAUGACAGUGAUCACGAAGAUGACCCCAAACCUACAAUGGAAGCAUUCAUGGAAGCAUCUCACAAUCCAGAACACUGAGACAGGAGAAUACAUUGCGUGGUUGGCUUAUGAUCACUUGGAGGGCUUUGCGAAAAUCUAUGUCAACAAGAACCUCUACUCUGCACGAGCCUUCGAAGAGGAAUUCCUCACCGCGUACGGGAACAUCAUGUCACGCAAGGUCAUCGGCAACAAGGGAAAAGGCAAGGGCUCCGCAGCAGAAGGAGUACUGACUGCAAGUGACUUCCUGAAGGCUGUAGGUCUCACCCCGGAGGGAAAAGGAUCAUACAUGAGGGUCUCAACAUGGACACUCAGAACCAAAGUGCCUUUCAUUUUCGAGGUGACAUCAAUCGCUAACGAAGAGUUCGGACAGAAAUACGACGACCACCUCAACAGGAUUGCAAAACGCAUCCUGAAGCCUGACUUAGUCUUGUAG
Symbiodinium natans is the source of this 1095-nucleotide messenger RNA. The record is from the annotation of a GenBank genome assembly. NCBI's taxonomy places the organism in Eukaryota, Dinophyceae, Suessiales, Symbiodiniaceae.